UUGUGCGCCAUCGACUAGAACUGUGUUGGUCUAAUGGAUUUUUCAUUGGAUGGAGAAAAAACCAUUACAUUUUGGGGAAUUUUGUAACCAGCUGAGAUAGCGAUAGACGUAUCUGAAUUGUUGUUGUUUCUUAUUGCUAAAACUAAAUACAACAGAAUUUGGUUGGUUUUAAAAUUUAUGCAGCAUACGGAAUUAGUGUCUUGUUUGACAAGGCCACCUCGUGGUUCUCCAACGAUAAGAGAUUCGGAGAACCCAGAUAGCGUUAUCUCACCCAAACAGCAGACUUUUACAUGGGAACCCUUUGUCGGGUCUAUUGUAACUGAGAAGAAGCCCGAAACCACGGGUGGGUCUUGUUCUGAGAGUGUCACUAUUGCUUAUCCCAAUUCACUAAGAAGAGAAUGUGUGAGCGUAGUAUUACAGAGAAACUUUAUAUUUGACGAAGAAAGGUAUACGUGGAAGUGGUUCAAGACUUGGCGUCUACCCGAAAUUAGAGUAUUCGCAAGUGAACAGGAAUCCUUUUUUCCGAGUUUCGUGCGACUAUCUGUCGUUUGUCCUACACAAGAUUUACAUUUAUUUGAAGAAGUUGGUUUGUUAGGAAGAACUCAGGCUCAACUUGUCAACGGAGAAAGUAGAUUCACAAGACUCAGGUUACUUGCUACUAGCAAUUCUUACGAAGGAAGGAAUUUCCACCUUUUCAUAUCUUUUUUCUCCCAAACAGCGUGUUGCCUUGGUGCCCUAGUUUCUACUGGCUUUGUUGUUUACGCCCGUGGUCCUAACACAACUUCUUUCCAGGAAGGUGUUCUCUUUAGUCGAUCCUUAAAGGCACAAAGCUGUUGGUUUUCUCCUGAGCUGUUAACACGUCCUUUUAUGAAGAAGGUUUUUUCUAUUUGUUUUUGUUUGCGAAAUUGUAGGCUGAAAAUAUGUUUGCAGGUACGAAAUGAACAAGGCAUCGUUGAAAAAGAGCCGAUCGAGAAUACCACCAUUGGUUUAAUGAGAUAUUUUCAAGCUCCAAAUAUCCGUUUUAAAUGUCGCGAUCCUAUUUUUCUUGCAUUGCGCUUUUAUAAGGUUAUUGUUCUAUUUCUGAACUCUUCGAUUCUUUCAUCGGAAGAUUGUGAUAUUUAUUUUGAGUUCCUCGCAAAGCUAUCAGAGUACCGUUCUAGUCACCGUUCGUCGUUAUCGAAUAUCAACCACCUCACACGGUAUUCAUCCAGUGUCUUUCCUCUGUGUCUAUUUGGAGUCCGUUGUAACCUUGUUCUUCGUGAGAAUGAACGAACAGUUCUAAUCGAUAAUUUGGAAAGUUGUCAAGAUGAAGCUAUUUGGUUUGUAAAGGACGUAUCUGUUCGUCCAAAGCGUUUCAUAGAGUUGACGGACGUUGUCCGAUUUCAACAGGCUUAUGAACGCUUUUUCAGUUGGUAUACCAACGUUUUCAUGGUACCCAAACAAGUGGAAGGAAAUCAGUCAGCUAGUUAUUAUGAAAUGCUUGAAAAUAUUCAGAAAGCCAAAACAUCAGACUAUCGUGGCAUGGAGCUAGAUUCUAAUUUGUCAGAACCUUCAUUGCCUGCUGUAAAUGAGAGAAUGGUGCCUUGUACUUCGGAAGCUUCAGAGUUGAUGUCACCCACUUUGCUAGACGUACCAAAGCGGGCCUCUUCGGAGUUGUAUGAGUUUGUGAGAUGGUUUCGGCAGUUCCACAGUUUGUUAAAGCGCCUGCUGGAAGAAAUGACGAUGUCUGCUUCACAUUUAGUGAUGAAUUUGGAUGAAGCUAACAAAGCCAUUUUCAUUGAUUGUUUUAAACAUUUCCAAAGAGCACUAACUGUGCAUACUCAUAUCGAAGAUGCGUAUGGUUUCGCAGAAUUGAUGAAACAAAGACCGCUUAUAUUCGAAGCUUACAGGAUUGAUCACACAACUGAAGAAGAAGAGCUAGAACGGAUUGUUAGUCUUUCAAGUAAUAUGCAGAUAGAAAAUGUUGGGGAAUUGUUUAUUCGGGUUAGCAGUUUUGCUUCUUUACUUUGUCAGCAUAUGGACAAGGAGGAAAAACAUUUGUUACCUUGUGCUAUACAAUUAUUAUCUGAAACAGAGUUGAAAGAACUUGUAAUGAGAAUGAAUGAAGAAUCACAGUGUGUUGAAGGUUGGAAGAAUUUGUCCACUAUAUCUUGAAAGGCCUUCCAUGAUUUGUAUAGGAUCGUGUGGGUCGAAGGAGCUGUGCAACCAUUUUAGCCUGGAUAUUUAUUCCCUGGGUACUAAUUGUU
Messenger RNA from Galdieria sulphuraria, 2246 nucleotides. Its product is annotated as zinc finger-like protein. Lineage: Eukaryota; Rhodophyta; Bangiophyceae; Galdieriales; Galdieriaceae. The transcript is spliced from 2 exons. Bases 178 to 2154 code for a protein of 658 amino acids. The record is from RefSeq and is a predicted model, not a curated record.